AUGGAUAAUCCCGACUUGUAUUACGAAUACCUUUUCCGGGCUAUCCAGUGGGGUGUCGAAUACAUCGACGUCGAGCUUUGGCUCCCGGAACAUAUUCGUCGGAGGCUGUACGAAAAACGCGGGAGCAGCCGUAUUAUGUCUGCGUUCCACGACUUUUCUGGCACAUUCAAAUGGCCUUCGGCCCAAGCAGAGGCUAUCUUCCUUGAGUCUCGAAAAUAUGCUGAUAUCAUAAAAAUGAUAUCAAUAAUCAACGAUCACAACGAGAAUUUCGAGUUGGAAUACUUCCGCUCGAAAAUUCGAGGCGAAUAUCCAGACUCGCCCCCCCUUUCAGCCGUCAAUAUGGGUGAAACUGGUCAGUUCUCGAGAACUCUAAACAAGGUCUUCACACCUAUCACUCAUCCUCUUCUUCCGAUAAUUGCUGCGCCAGGUCAGAUGAGUGCUGCUGAGAUUAAUGCCGCACUGUCAUUGCUUGGCCAACUUCCAAAGAAGAGUCUCUACGGAAUUAGUAGCCCAUUCUCCCGUAUUGCGACUCCUCACGCACCCUUCUACGAGAAGUGCUUCAACGAGCUUGGCUUGCCACACCAAUUUGCUGUUGUCGAAAGACACCUUAAGGGACCUACCUGUGUGGAGGCGUUGUGCAAUCAAAAAUCCUUCGGCGGGGCAUAUUUGAGCCCGCCAGUAUCUUUGGCAAGUCUCAUGUAUGAGAGCUCUUUCUUUACGAGGCUUAAUAAUGGAUUGGGCCCAUCACUUACUGAAGCUGCUCGUACGAUUGGUAUGGUUGAUACCAUCGUUGUUCAAUCUCGAUCGUCUCCACCAUCCUCAGCACCUCCUGCCACUCCUUCAGGCUCUGACCAGAGUGUUGAUACGUCCCCAAAUAUUGGUAUCGGCAAUUGUAACGGGUUACCACUAAGCUCGACACUAAUUUUUGACAACGCAAAUUGGCGUGGCAUCGUCAGUACUCUAACACGUGAUCUUGCGCCAUCAGCUUACUCUGGUCGUGCGGCAGUUGUCCUAGCAGCAAAUUCCGACGACGCAGCGUCAGCCAUGUACGCAUUGAAAGCGCUUCGAAUUGGUAAGGUAUAUACUGUUGGUUUCAAGACACCCCCUAGUCUAGCCCGCGGCCUCGAAGUCGAGCCCUUCAACAGUUUAGAGAGUCUCCAAAGAGCAAGGAUGGUGCGUGAUAAGGCUAGCCCUUUCGUAAUCAUCUCUGCUCUGGGACCUGAGAAGUCUAAUAUUGUCGGGAUGCUUGUGCGUGUGUUUGGAGGUUCAAGAGGUUCGUCCACGCAGAUUCGCAAGGUCUUCCUAGACUUGGCCGAUGGUCCGAGGAAAGGAGACCCAAGCGCGGUUGCUGAACAGAGUGGCUUCGCCGCGUACGGCGUAGCAGAUACCACAGCAUUCACGACCGUAGAAACUCUUAGGUUGCUCGUCGGCCAAAAUGUACCCUACAGUUUUGUGCGGCUUGCGGGCGGCCAGGGAAUGUUUUAA
Daldinia childiae is the source of this 1485-nucleotide messenger RNA. Its product is annotated as Pentafunctional AROM polypeptide. Gene Ontology annotation, molecular function: 3-dehydroquinate dehydratase activity. The transcript has a single exon. NCBI's taxonomy places the organism in Eukaryota, Fungi, Ascomycota, Sordariomycetes, Xylariales, Hypoxylaceae. The record is from RefSeq and is a predicted model, not a curated record. Bases 1 to 1485 code for a protein of 494 amino acids.